ACCUCCGAGCACCGAAGAAGAGAGAGAGAGAGAGAGCGCUCGCUCGCCUGUAAUCGAAAGAAGCGAGAUGGAUGCCUUCGGAGGAUUCUUCGUGGACGAGAAGGCGGUGCGGGUGGAGAAUAUCUUCCUUGAGUUUCUCAAGAGAUUCAAGCUUGAUACCAACGCGGUGGAUCCCUAUUAUGAGGCGGAGAUUGAGGCCAUGCGCCACAAGGAAUCGACCACAAUGUACGUGGAUUUCUCCCAUGUCAUGCGCUUCAACGAUGUCCUUCAGAAAGCUAUCUCAGAGGAAUACCUCAGAUUCGAGCCCUAUCUAAGAAAUGCUUGUAAGAGAUUCGUAACGGAGCAUAAAUCGAGCGAGAAUAGACAACCCAUCAUAACUGAUGACAAUCCUAAUCGUGAUAUAAAUGUUGCUUUCUACAACAUUCCGCUGUUAAAGAGGUUAAGGGAACUGACGACGUCAGAGAUUGGGAGGUUGACUUCUGUAAUGGGAGUCGUAACUCGGACGAGCGAGGUCCGGCCUGAGCUCCUGCAGGGAACCUUUAAGUGCCUCGAAUGUGGAGGAGUCAUUAAGAAUGUAGAACAGCAGUACAAGUACACUGAGCCUAUUAUAUGCAUGAAUGCUACAUGUGCAUCGCGGAAUAAUUGGGCGUUGCUUCGGCAAGAGAGCAAGUUCACAGAUUGGCAGAGGGUAAGAAUGCAGGAGACUUCUAAUGAAAUACCUGCCGGGUCUCUUCCUCGUUCCUUGGAUGUUAUUCUGCGGCAUGAGAUUGUUGAGAAGGCAAGGGCUGGAGACACUGUUAUCUUCACAGGCUCUUUGGUUGCUGUGCCGGAUGUAAUGGCGUUGACCUCACCCGGUGAAAGAGCAGAAUGCAGGCGUGAAGCUCCUCAGCGUCAGAACAUAACUAGUGGUCAUGGAGGUGUCAAAGGUCUUAAAUCUUUGGGCGUGAGGGAUCUGUCAUAUCGCCUUGCUUUCAUUGCAAACUCAGUGCAGAUAGCGGAUGGUAGAGGGGAUGGAGACAUUAGAGACAGGAAGAUGGACAUUGAUGAUAGUGAUAAACAGGAGUUCACACCAGAAGAAGAAGAAGAGGUGAUGCAGAUGAGGGACACCCCUGAUUUUUUCAAUAAAUUAGUUGAUAGCAUAUGCCCCACAGUUUUUGGCCAUCAAGAAAUAAAGCGAGCCGUUCUUCUUAUGCUAGUAGGCGGCGUUCACAAGUUAACCCAUGAAGGAAUUAACCUUAGAGGUGAUAUCAAUGUCUGCAUAGUAGGAGAUCCGAGCUGUGCAAAGUCUCAGUUUCUGAAGUACACUGUUGGUCUCGUAUCCCGAUCUGUUUAUACAUCUGGCAAAUCCUCUUCGGCUGCUGGUCUAACGGCAACAGUGGCGAAGGAGCCCGAGACUGGGGAAUUCUGUAUUGAGGCUGGAGCUUUAAUGCUUGCAGACAAUGGUAUAUGCUGCAUAGAUGAAUUUGAUAAAAUGGACAUCAAGGACCAGGUUGCUAUACAUGAAGCAAUGGAGCAGCAGACUAUAAGCAUCACAAAAGCAGGCAUACAAGCUACACUAAAUGCAAGAACAUCAAUUUUGGCAGCAGCAAAUCCAGCUGGAGGGCGGUAUGACAAGUCAAAACCUCUCAAGUAUAAUGUGGCUCUUCCUCCUGCUAUUCUCUCACGUUUUGAUCUGGUGUACAUAAUGAUUGAUGAUCCAGACGAGAACACAGAUUAUCACAUUGCCCAUCACAUUGUGAGAGUUCGUCAGAGGCGUGAGGAUGCGCUUGCUCCUGCAUUCACGACUGCACAGUUGAAGCGAUAUAUAGCUUAUGCCAAGUCUAUAAAACCUCAGCUUAGUUCAGAAGCAAGAAAGGUACUCGUACAAUCAUAUGUAGCACUGCGGAGAGGUGAUAGUACACCUGGAACCAGAGUUGCUUACCGAAUGACAGUUAGGCAGCUCGAGGCAUUGAUCAGGCUUUCUGAAGCCAUUGCUAGGAGCCAUUUGGAGAAAGUGGUUCUUCCAGCCCAUGUUCGCAUGGCAGUAAAACUACUAAAAACAUCCAUCAUCAGUGUUGAAUCGAGUGAGAUUGAUCUUUCUGAUUUUCAAGAGAAUGAAGAUAGUACUCCAGAGAGAGUUCCUGACCAAGAUGCUAAUCUGCCAGCGCCUGAAGAGAAUAUUCAAGCACCUGACAAAGAAGGUCACGAACAACAAUCUGACAGUCAUCAGAAAAAGAAACUUGUUAUCACCGAGGAGCAUUUUCAGAGAGUUACUCAAGCUCUUAUUAUGUGCUUACGACAGCAUGAGGAAUCAGUUUCCCGGGAAGGAAGUGGUUUAGCAGGAAUGAAGCAAGGAGAUCUAAUUAUAUGGUAUGUAGAGCGGCAGAAUGCUCAAGGUGCUUAUGAGAACACUGACGAGGUGCGUGAGGAGGUUAAGUGCAUCAAAGCCAUAAUUGAGAGAUUGAUACAAAGGGAAGGUCAUCUGAUUGUCAUUGAUGAUGGAGAAGCAGCAGCUUCUGCUGAGGGUGAUGGGCAAGCAAAAAGAUCAUCAAGUGAGAAUCGAAUUAUAGCAGUGGCACCAAAUUAUGUUAUUGAUUAGAAACCGACACUGCCGCCUCUGCAUCUGUUAAAUUUCUGUAUGCAGAAGGUUUAAUCCAAGUCUUCAUUUUGUACUAACUUUUUAGUGUCUAAUUGCUUUAUAAGAUUUGGAGGGAAAAAACAAGUUUAUAUUCAUUUUUCAAGUUUUUUUUUCCUAGAUAAAUAUGCCAUGAGCAAAAGUAAGUUUUUCAUGAUGAAAAUAAUAUAAAAAAGAUUUAUGAUUUAAA
Messenger RNA from Zingiber officinale, 2804 nucleotides. Its product is annotated as DNA replication licensing factor MCM6-like. Gene Ontology annotation, biological process: double-strand break repair via break-induced replication; DNA replication initiation; mitotic DNA replication. The record is from RefSeq and is a predicted model, not a curated record. The transcript is spliced from 18 exons. The coding region runs from base 68 to 2578 and encodes 836 amino acids. Gene Ontology annotation, cellular component: MCM complex; nucleus. Gene Ontology annotation, molecular function: single-stranded 3'-5' DNA helicase activity; ATP binding; single-stranded DNA binding. Lineage: Eukaryota; Viridiplantae; Streptophyta; Magnoliopsida; Zingiberales; Zingiberaceae.